Messenger RNA from Harpia harpyja (harpy eagle), 3790 nucleotides. RefSeq lists its product as uncharacterized. Gene Ontology annotation, cellular component: nucleus. Bases 1336 to 3105 code for a protein of 589 amino acids. The transcript is spliced from 3 exons. The record is from RefSeq and is a predicted model, not a curated record. Lineage: Eukaryota; Metazoa; Chordata; Aves; Accipitriformes; Accipitridae.
GCCGGCCCGAGACCUGCGCCGUUGGCCGCGGUCUUUGCCAGGCUCUUGGAAGCGCUCAGCGGGAGCUCGAGGCGUUCGCCGUGGCCAAGGCCUUCGCCAAGGGGUUGCCGUGAAGCGCUCGCCGCGGCCUUGGUCUUUGCGGCGGCCCCACGGCCCUCGUGAGAGCUUGAGUUGUUCGCCGCGGCCUCGAAGCGCUCGCCAUGGCCGUGGUCUUCGCCACGGCGCCAAGAGCCUCGGUGGGAACUUGAGGUGUUCGCCGUGGCCAAGGCCUUUGCUAAGGUCUUCGCCAUGGUCCUGAAGCGCUUGCCGUGGCCGUGGGCUUUGCCGUGGCCCCGAGGCCCUCAAUGGGAGCUUGAGGUGUUCACCGUGGCCAAGGCCUUCCGUAAUGUCUUUGCCACGGCCUUGAGGCGCUUGCCACGGGCAAGGUCUUCACCAUGACCCCAAGGUCCUCACCAGGAACCUGAGUUACUCACCGGGGUCUUGAGGUUCUCACCACGGCCAAGACCCUUGCCAAGGCCUGCAUCUUGGCCAAGGUCUUCACCAUGGCCUUGAGAUGCUCACCAUGGCCAAGGCCUUUGCCACGGCCCCUAGACCUGUCCUAUGGCCAAGGUCUGUGCCAUGGCCCUGAAGCCCUUGCUGGGAACCCGAAGUGCUCAGCAUGGCCGAGGCCUUCACCGUGCACCUGAGGCCUUGUGUUGCGGCCCUGGUGCUUUCACCACGGCUGUAGACCUUGCCAUGGUGCCGAGCUGCUUGCCGUCACCGAAGUCCUUGCUGUGGACCUGAGGUGCUGACCGUGGCAAGACCCUCGCCGUGGUGCUCACCGUAGCCCAGAGGCGAUGGCCGUGGCCCUGAAGUUGUUGCUGGGGCUCCUGCCGUGGCCCUGGGGUGCUUGCCGAGGCCACGUCCUGGAGGCACUCACCGUGCAACCAGAGGCGCUCCCCAUCGCUGCCCGAGGUGCUCCUCAGCACCCUCCGUGUGGCCCUGAGGCACCCGCCACAGCCCCGAAGCGCGUGCCGUGGCUGAGGCGCUCGCCGUGGCCCCGAGGUGCGUGCCGUGGCCCUCACCGCGGCCUCUGUCACGGUCCCAAUGCGUGCACCGUGACCACGACCCUCUCCGCGGCCCCCGUGGUAGCUGGCUGGGGGCCCCCGGGUGCCUCUGGUUGGAGAAGGCCGGGGGCCCUCGCCGUCACCCCGCACUGCCGCGACCCACCGCUGCCCUUUCCUUUUCUCCCCUCCCAGGUGCUCUCGAGCCGGGGCGAGGGGAUGAGGUGCCCCCCUGCCGCGUGGUGUGCCGAAGCGGCUCUUUAGAUCCUCCCCGGCCCAAGCCUCCCCUGCCAUGGAUGCCUCGGGGGCUCUUGCUUCGGCUCCCUCCUCCGCGGCUCCCUCGGGCUCCCGCAGCCCCAUGUUCCCCCCAGGAGCUGACAGAGAGGAGUGGGGACCGAGGUUCAAUUGUGCCCCUUCCACCUCUGCCGCAGCCUCGCAGGCGAUGCCAGCGUCUGGCCGGAAGAGGAAGGCCAACUUCUCCAAUGACGAGACUGAGACGCUGGUCUGGAAUGUGGUCCGGCAUUUCAGCGCCCUGUAUGGGUCUGAAGCCCUGCGGGCUCACCCCGUGCGGCGGAAGCAGCUCUGGACCCAAAUCCAAAGCCGCGUCAACUUCCUGGGCUACACCGAACGCUCCAUCGACGACCUCAAGCACAAGUGGCGCGACCUGCGGCUGGACGUCAAGAAAAAGAUCACCUCCAAGAAGCACCUGCCCAUGAACCGCGCCGGCGGGCCGCUCCACAAGCCGCGCCUCACGCCCCUGGAGAAGAUGGUGGCUUCCACCUUCUUGCAGGCCAGCCACGACUCGGAGCCCGAAAUCAUCUUGGACCCAGAUCUGUUCUUCCCCGGAGCAACCAAGCAGUCCUUCAUGCACCUGCAGCCCGGUGUCAGCCACCCCAGCAUCUACAUCGACACCAACGGGCAGCCCUCAUCCCUGCCGGACGUGGAGGGCUCCGCUGUGCCCCGGCUGGCGGUGCAGAGCCCCGACCCCUCCGUCAUCUGCGAGUACAGCCGAGGGGAAGGACAGAGCAGUUCGGCCGAGUCGGGACCGGAGCUGCGGACUCCAGACGUGUCAGCCAUUUCCCCGUCCCUGCGAAACGAGUCCCUCGUCUCCUACGCCUCCAUGUCAGAGGAGGAGGAACGGGAAGGCCGGGAGGUGGAGAGGGGCCACGGCGGGGCCGUGGGGAUGCAGUCUGGGCCCGAGGCCCCCAUGUCUGCGGAGGAAGACAUGAAACUGUCCCGCCAGGCCAUGCUGAUCCGCAGGUGCAGCUCCCAGGGCUCCGUCACCUCUCUGCCCGAGGACCCUCUCAACCCCGUGGACGCUCACUCGGACUGGGGCCACGAGGGGGUGUCCGACCUGCCCCCCCUGGGCCGCGGGCUCGACUCCUCGCACCCCGAGGAGCACGCGGGGGGCCCGGGCCCGGAGAUGGGCGCUUUGCCCAGGGUACUGAUGGGGCCCACCUGGGAGAAGCCAACGGUGGAGGAAGAACCCCCGGCCCGCUCCCCGCUGCACGGCGCCCUGACCGAGGAGUCGCUGCCCUCCUCUGCCUCCCCCCCGGGGGACGCCCCCGCCGCCCCCGGCCCACCCCGCGGCCUGGGCUGCUCCCGCCUGCGGGAAGACCGCCGGGAGAGCUGGAGGACUAACAUCCAUCACCUGCUGGACCUGGAGGAGCAGUGGGACCAGCUGUACCACCAGGAGCUGGCCAUGUGGCAGGAGGAGCGGGCCACCCAGCGCGAGGAGAGGGCCCGCGACCGCGAGCUCCAGUUUCGCUUGCUGGGCGUCCUGACGGACAUCCGCGACGAGCUGCGCUACCUGCGUCAGGAGAGGGCCAGCGCCCGGCAGAGCCAGGCGCCGCCGGCCGAGCCCCGGCCGGACCCCAGCCCGCUCCUCGAGCAGCCCAAAGCCGAGCCCAGCUUCCCCGAGCCGCAGGCCGGGAGCGCCAGCUGGGGAGAGACCGCCGUGCCCAGCCGAAGCCCCUUCGGGAACCGGGGCCGGGGCCGGCGUCGGGGCCGGCCGCGCGGCUCUGCCUCCAGACACAGACGGCUCUUCCUCACCAACAGCUAGGGACAGGCGGGGACGCUGUCCCGCGAAGGACACGGUGUGUGCCUGCGGCCCCCCCGGUGCCCGCGCGCGCGCGGGGCUCCGGCCACGCCGUGGGUGCCCGGCCACGGACAGAGGGGUGUGCGCAUGGGGGGAACGGUGUGCGUGGGUGUGCGUGGGAGCUGCCUGGGUCACGGGAGGCGUGCGCCAGCGCGCCGCGGUCGGCGCCUGCCCCGCCGGCACGCCCGGGCCCCCGCAAGCACGGGGAAGGCUACGAGGGGACGUGGGCGGCCGGCGCUGCGCACGCCUGCCGCGCGCUGGGCACACGCGCCCGCCCGGGGAGGGAGGUGGUGAUAACACACGCGUGUGUAAGGGCGUGCGAGCGCCCGGGAGGCCUGCCUGCGCCCGCGGCCGUGCCUCUGCCUGCGCGGGCAGCCCGGGGCAGGGCCCGCGAGCGUGGCCGGCCGGGCACGUGUGAGCGAGCGGGACACGCGGCGGGGAAGCGUGUGCGUGCGCAUGUGUCAGCGGGGCCGUGUGACAGCGCUAGUCGAGUAGGAUUACUACCUUCGGGGGGGUGGGGUGGGGGGGGUGGGAAGUUAGGAACACUUAGUCGCUGAUGUGCGAACAUUUUAUGCAAAUCAUUUAAUGACCUAAUUUGCAUAUAACCAUAAACUUCUGUUAAAAAAAAAAAAUCCCCAAAAAACAGAAA